AUACGUUAGGGGCGGGAAAUACAUCGGAAGAAGUCGGUACAUUCGAUUUUGUGGAAAACGUUUCUUUCUUGUUUGCUGACUGAAUUGUUACUACAUGUCUGAAGGGGCCACAUCAGCGGGAGGGGACACAAAGAACCAGUCCCGUGCAGUUCAGUCAAGAGGUGGAGAAUCAUUAGAAGACCUGCUGUCUACUCUGCAAUCCCAGAUUAAGUCUUCCGAUUGGCUUCAGAAAAAUACUGCUGAAAAAUGGGAAGCCGAAAACCCAGAGCUUGCCAGAGAAUACAAGGAAGCCAUGAAAACAAACUCGGACAAUGCAGACGACAAAGAAAAACCUGCAUCUUGACAACCGGAUAUAUUUCUUAGGCUUCUUAUCUAAGUUCAGAACAGUUAAGUGUGGUGACAUGACUGCUUGCGAGACUAUGCAUCAUCAGGGUUUAUCAGGGUUUAUUUCUUUUUAUCCUAGUUGUCCUACAGGAGACUCUGGAUUCAAGGCAUAGGGCUAUUCUAGAAUUGAUCACAUGUGGUGAAGGAGAGGAUAUUUGUUAUUUUAUACCCGCUACCCAGUGAAUAAAAGUGUAUGUAAA
Molecule: messenger RNA, 584 nt
Organism: Gigantopelta aegis
Lineage: Eukaryota; Metazoa; Mollusca; Gastropoda; Neomphalida; Peltospiridae
Product: 1-aminocyclopropane-1-carboxylate synthase-like protein 1
Exons: 3
Coding region: 95-343 (82 amino acids)
Source: RefSeq, a predicted model, not a curated record